Messenger RNA from Fraxinus pennsylvanica, 600 nucleotides. Lineage: Eukaryota; Viridiplantae; Streptophyta; Magnoliopsida; Lamiales; Oleaceae. The record is from the annotation of a GenBank genome assembly.
AUGGAUGUGGGUGGUGGAGCAGGCGUCGCCGGCGACAAUCCUACCUCCGCAGUGACACGAUUUACCCACGCCAUGUGGAGGCGCUACCAGCAUUUAUUGGACAAAUCGACGCCGUUGGUGAUGUACCGUUGGAUCUUCCUGUCGGUUAUCACGUUGAUCUAUGCCUUGCGCGUGUAUAUGGUUCAGGGUUACUAUAUCAUAACGUACGGCCUCGGCAUCUAUAUCCUGCAACUGCUUAUAGCAUUCCUGUCCCCGAAUGUCGACCCUGAGAUCCAGGAUAUCAGGGAUGGACCUAACCUCCCAACCCGGGGCUCCGACGAGUUCCGCCCCUUUGUCCGUCGCCUCCCCGAGUUUAAGUUCUGGCAUUCACUUGCAAAGGCAUUCUGCUUUGCCUUUGUGCUGACCUUCUUCAGUGCCUUUGAUGUACCUGUGUUUUGGCCAAUUCUAUUGUUCUACUGGUUGGUGCUGUUCGUCUCAACAAUGAAGAGGCAAAUACUGCACAUGAUGAAAUAUAAAUAUGUUCCAUUCACUUUUGGGAAGCAGCGUUACUCUGGGAAGAAGGUAGCUUCCACUGAUGACGUGAGCACUUCCAGGCCUUAA